AUGUCAGAGGGUGCUGUGACAGGUGUCCAUCGGUACGCAGCCGUCGGAGCGCUCGCCAAGUUGCACGCCAGCGCCCCUUCGUCCGAGGAGAAACGAUUGUCGAAUGCUGUACGGAGGGGUGUAGCCUUUAUAAUAAAAAUCAUGAACUUCAUGCUAUGGUUUGUACUGCUCUGUCGGUGUCGGGCAACAAUAGCAAGUGAAAAGGACAGCGACAUGGAACUGCUACUCGUACAAGCAAUAUGGCGUCAUGGGGAUCGAUCACCCACGAGAACCUUUCCGAACGAUCCAUUUCAAGAAAGGAACUGGACAUUUGGCGGUGGAGGUUUCGGGCAACUUUCGCCUGUGAGUUAG
Molecule: messenger RNA, 351 nt
Organism: Cooperia oncophora
Lineage: Eukaryota; Metazoa; Nematoda; Chromadorea; Rhabditida; Trichostrongylidae
Source: the annotation of a GenBank genome assembly